This is a messenger RNA of Drosophila serrata, 1482 nucleotides long. RefSeq lists its product as uncharacterized. Lineage: Eukaryota; Metazoa; Arthropoda; Insecta; Diptera; Drosophilidae. The record is from RefSeq and is a predicted model, not a curated record.
AUGGUGAGUUUCGGUUCUAGGGGAACCACCGCGGACCUUUCUUUGAAGUUCUACGUCAUUGCUCUGGCCUUUGUCGGCCUUGUUGCCGCCGAUGUCAGUCACCUGAAGUUGGGCCAGUCCGUCGAUGGAGGCUAUGGACUUUCAGCGUCCUCCUCCUCAUCCUUAUCCAGCUCAUAUCUGCCCCCUGAACACACUUCCGCACACCUAAAGACUGCUGAGGUGGUUCCUGGCGGUGAUUCCAGCUCUUAUCAGCCCGCUGAAUAUACUCCCGCACACCUAAGGACUGCUGAGGUGGUUCCUGGUGGUGAUUCCAGCUCUUACCAGCCCGCUGAAUACACUCCCGCACACCUCAAGACUGCUGAGGUGGUUCCUGGUGGUGAUUCCAGCUCUUACCAGCCAGCUGAAUAUACUCCCGAGCACUUGAAGACUGCUGAGGUGGUUCCUGGUGGUGAUUCCAGCUCCUACCAGCCCGCUGAAUAUACUCCUGAGCAUCUUAAGACAGCUGAGGUGGUUCCUGGUGGUGAUUCCAGCUCUUAUCAGCCCGCUGAAUAUACUCCCGCACACCUAAGGACUGCUGAGGUGGUUCCUGGUGGUGAUUCCAGCUCUUACCAGCCCGCUGAAUACACUCCCGCACACCUCAAGACUGCUGAAGUGAUUCCUGGUGGUGAUUCCAGCUCCUACCAGCCCGCUGAAUAUACUCCUGCACACCUUAAGACCUCUGUUCCAGCGCCUAUUGGUGCCCAUACUCAUGCUCCUGUUCCUGCUGCCAUCGGAGCUGAUACCUACACCCCUGAGAAGUUCAUUCCUCAGGCUGACCGAGAGGCUCACUACAAGUACAUCCAAGAGCAGCAGCAGCAAACCGUUGUUCCUGGUGGAGAUUCUAGUUCCUACCAGCCUGCUGAAUAUACCCCAGCUCACCUGAAGAAGGCGUCUUUUGCUGCUGUGGCCACUGAGGUCAUCCCUGGUGGUGAUUCUAGCUCCUACCAACCCGCUGAAUAUACCCCAGCUCACCUGAAGACUUCUGUUCCCGCUCCUAUUGGUGCUGACACUUACACCCCAGAGCAGUUUAUUCCCCAAGCUGAUCGUGAAGCUCACUAUAGGUAUAUUCAGCAGGAGCAAACUGUUGUGCCUGGAGGUGAUUCCAGCUCUUAUCAGCCCGCUGAAUACACUCCCCAGAAUCUGAAGACCUCCACUGUGGUGCAAACCACCUACGUUCAGAGCCAGGCAAAGGCCAUUGUGCCCACAAUCAACCAGGUUCACUCCUAUGUCCAGGGACACGCUGCGAUCAGCAACCAAUUGCAGGCUCCCAUCGCUGCUGUUGCCAGCCGUGUGUACGAGGAACCCUCCUCGAAUGGCAUCGAGGAGUUCAAUCCGGAGACCCAUGUGCCAGUGGUCAUUGGAGCGGACACCAUUACACCAGCCCACCUGAGGACCGGUGGUCAAGGAACCCAGUAUGCCGCCAAUGGUGGUUAUGUCUACUAA